Messenger RNA from Cavenderia fasciculata, 1131 nucleotides. RefSeq lists its product as uncharacterized. Lineage: Eukaryota; Evosea; Eumycetozoa; Acytosteliales; Cavenderiaceae. The coding region runs from base 1 to 1131 and encodes 376 amino acids. The record is from RefSeq and is a predicted model, not a curated record. The transcript has 3 exons.
AUGAAGUCAACAACAUUUAUAAUAAUAACAAUCGUAUUAGCUAAUAUUUUAAUUUGUAAUGGAGACUUUCAAAUUAAAACACCUUAUUCUUAUUCUUUUUUUAAAUUUCCAACAGUAUUAAAUAAGAAGUUAUCAUCAGUAGAAUUUCAAAUUACUAUUAAUACAGACCCAGGAUUUUAUUCAAAUAUUUUUUGGUCUUUUCAAUUUGAUUUGUUUGGUGGAUCGUCAUCAGGACAUAUUGGCAUUCGAUCAAAUGGAGGGACGACAAGACAAUUUAUCUUUUCAGUUUGGGAUGCAAUAGAUAGCUUUUCAAAUUCAUCAAACACUAAAUGUAGUACUUUUAAUGGUGGCGAGGGAGAAAAGGGACAUCAUUGUGUAGUUGAAUGGAAUUGGCAAGUUGGACACCCUUACAAAUUUACAAUAUCACAAUCCCCCAACAAUCUAUUGAAUGCAUCAGUCAUUGAUAUAAAUGAAAACAAAACAUAUCAAUUGGGUUCAAUUAAAUCUACAUCCAAUUUUAUAUCAACUGAAAACAUGUUGGCAAUGGUUGGUUAUUUUGAUAAUGGAGAAAAUGCAAAUUGUGAAAAUCAACCAUAUUCAUCUGCAAGUUUUGAUUUACCAAGAGGAUAUUCAAAUGGGUCACAACAUAUGGGAGUAUUUUCAAGUACAGAUUACAAUCCAAAUUGUCAAAAUGUAGCAGUUACCAUUAUCGGAUUGGAUAAUAUAGUUAAACAUUUGUUGGGUACUGGUAAUUCUGUCCGAUCGAUUAUAACUCCACAUGCAGGUUAUCCAAAAAAAUCAGAUACUUGUUUGGGGAUGACAAAUGAUGGUCAAGUAUUGGUAACAAGUUGUACAUCCAAUAUCCAACAACAAUGGGUAAUGUCUGCCGAUGGAAGUAUUAGAUCCAACAAUGAUUAUUGUUUGGAUAUUGGUGGAGGUAGUCUUGCUCAGAAUGCAUCUGUUAUUGCUUAUCCAUGUCAUGAUGGUACCAAUCAGAAAUGGAAAAUAGAUGGAUAUCGAUUAAAGAGUCAAUAUAGUGGUUACUGUAUCACCCAUGCCAACACACAUGACAUUAAAGUUUCAUCUUGCGAUUCUGAUCAACAAGAAUGGAAUCUUCCCUAUCUCUACUAA